This is a messenger RNA of Durio zibethinus, 2736 nucleotides long. Its product is annotated as fatty acid amide hydrolase-like. Gene Ontology annotation, molecular function: catalytic activity. NCBI's taxonomy places the organism in Eukaryota, Viridiplantae, Streptophyta, Magnoliopsida, Malvales, Malvaceae. The record is from RefSeq and is a predicted model, not a curated record.
AUGAAUAUCUAACUAAAAUGGAUGUCAACUGCUUCAAACAGCAGGGAAUUGUAGAGAAAAUUGUUACUUUCACCUGAUAGGGUUUAGGGUUUAGUCAUGAACUUUUCUUACCUAUAUGAUCAAAUUGAAAGCUGUCAACGGUUGUAGUGUAGAGUGCUGAGCUCUUAGUUCCAACAAUUAUGGUUCACAAUCUCAAAUUAUCUCAAAAAUAAGAAGGCAAAGGUAAUUAGAACCCCUUGCUUUUUCUUUUAUUGGUGCAUAGGGAAUUCCAAUUUGGCUGGACUCUUUUGCUAGCUUUCCCCCAUCUUAUAACCCACCCUUCCAUUUCAUUUCAAGAUUCAAACCUAACACCUCUACGAAGAAGUCCCAAGUUCUAAAUGUGUGCAGCUUUUAGUUUAAUGAGACAAGUGAUAGUUUCUCCCCUAAGUUCCAGCAAGUAAGAAUCUGUUUCGAACUAUCAUGGAAGUUAUGCCGCUUGUGGUCCAAGAAUCCUCGUGGUUAUCAUCUGAAUUCCAGCCAGAAACAGGACAUUCAUCAAAAAGGAAAGAAGGGCUGAGUUUUCUGCUCUUUAUACACUUGUAAAGCACUGGUACGAAGAGAGUCAUUCUACCUUUUGUCAAAUGGAAGAUUAACCAUCCACCCAUAAAGAUUAUGCUUAUUACGAAUGCAUCACUGGAGGAGCCACCUAUGUUUGUUCCAUUACAUCAUUUUGUUGACCUUAAUGAGCAAGAAGUCAAACAAAUUGACUCUGAUGCAUCUCCACCAGAACGAGUUCAAGAGGCAAUAAAUUGCCUUCCUAUAACCUUAGAGAAGUCACUAGAUGAUUUAAAACCCAGCUACUUCCGACGCUGGACAAUAGCAGAUUAUUCAAGAGCCUACUGUUGUGGAGAAAUAACUCCACUAAGGGUUGCAGAGCAGUUUAUAGAUGCCGUGCAUGAAUCUUCCAGACCUCCUUUGUCAAUGUCCUUCUUCAUUAACUAUGAUGCUGAAGACAUCCUAAGGCAAGCUACAGAGUCAACUCUUCGGUAUGAAAGAGGGUAUCCUAUAUCAGCUCUAGAUGGAGUUCCAAUUGCUGUCAAGGAUGAAAUAGAUUGUUCUCCAUAUCCAACUACAGGAGGAACAAAGUGGCUGCACAAGGUUAGACCUUGCACAGGUGAUGCAUGCUGUAUUACGCGCCUCAGAUCCUGUGGUGCUAUAAUUGUUGGGAAGACUAAUAUGCAUGAGCUUGGAGUUGGAACAACUGGGAUAAAUCCCCACUAUGGGACUGCUAGAAAUCCCUAUGAUCCCAACAAAAUCACUGGUGGCUCUUCUAGUGGAUCUGCUGCAGUAGUAUCUGCAGGAUUAUGCGCUGCUGCCCUUGGUGUGGAUGGAGGAGGAUCUGUGAGGAUGCCUGCAUCUCUUUCUGGUGUUGUCGGGUUCAAACCGACUUUUGGAUGCAUACCUCAUUCAGGUGUUCUUCCUCUGAACUGGACAGUGGGGAUGGUCGGAGUACUAGCAGGCACCUUAGAGGAUGCAUUUAUUGUUUAUGCUGCUAUUAGUGGCCAACUUCCAUCACAUGAGCCAACCACUUUACCUCCCAGAGUAUAUUUUCCGCUGCUGAACUCAACAAAUCCAAUAUCAAACGUCAAGAUUGCAAAAUAUGGAGAGUGGUUCGAUGAUUGCAGUGAAGAAGUCAGAAUAUGCUGCUCCAAUGCUCUGCACUUGCUUUGUGAGCAUUACAAGUGGAUGAUUGUAGAGGUUACUAUACCAGAGAUAGAAGUGAUGCGCCAGGCACAUUACGUGACACUUGCUUCUGAAUGCAGCGCUUCACUGAGUCCUCUUCUGGAAAAGCUGGACUUUGCAGAAUUAGGAUGGGAUGCAAGAGUAGUUCUGAGUAUAUAUGGUUGUUUCAACAGCAAAGAGUACAUAAAGGCCCAGAAAAUGAGGAACCGCCAUAUGCAGUUUCAUAACAAUAUAUUUGCCAGGGCAGAUGUCAUAGUGACUCCAACUACAGGUGUGACUGCAUGCACGAUACUUGAUGAUGCUCAAAAGACUGGUGAGCUUGACUAUAUAACUGGAGCUUCCAUAAUUCGAUAUCAGAUAGCAGGAAACUUUUUGGGACUACCUGCUGUGACUGUUCCUGUUGGUUAUGACAAAGCGGGUUUGCCAAUUGGCCUUCAAUUUAUAGGGAAGCCAUGGUCAGAACCCACUUUAAUGCACAUAGCAUAUGCAAUGCAGGCCUUAUGCAUCUCAAAGUGUAGAAAACCAAAGGUUUUCUAUAAUCUAAUUGAAAAGAAUUGAGCAGAGCAGGCCGGGAGCCACCAGAAUUCUUCAGAGGGUAAUAAGACACCAAGAUUAUUGUGUUCAGCAUAGCUUAUCUUGAUGAAAUAAGUAUUGUUUACUUAUUUAGGAGUUGCCAUUUUUGAGAUGGAUAAGUAAAAAAUGGUUAGCAGCUGAAAGUGUCUGACAGGUUCAUAUCAAUAAACAGACCCACAGAUUCUGCCGCCUCUGUCAAAACUGGUAAUUGGUUCAAUUAAAUUGCUUGUUUUAUGCAUAUAACUGGAUCCAAUUCUUCUGUUAAAAGUAGGUGAUACAGAAUAGUGAAGGUGGAAUUGGGGUAGCCAGGGUUCAUGUCCAAUUUGCUCAUGCCUCUUGAAUUAAUAAUAAUAUUAUAAUAAUAAGAUGCAAUGACGGGAAAGAUAUCUCAUUCAAUUGUUGACCAACCAGAAAAUAUAGUUGUAUGCAGCAGUGUUAAUG